Molecule: messenger RNA, 1713 nt
Organism: Aspergillus aculeatinus CBS 121060
Lineage: Eukaryota; Fungi; Ascomycota; Eurotiomycetes; Eurotiales; Aspergillaceae
Exons: 2
Coding region: 341-1456 (371 amino acids)
Source: RefSeq, a predicted model, not a curated record
AAGCGGUAUCAUAGAGAUCCAUGUUUCUAGAACCUCAGAAAAGGUCAUUCAAGAUAUAUUUCCCAGACUGGUGUACAGUAGUACAUACAGUGCAUACUGCCGUAGGCGGUGUGCGGCCGAGUGCGGAGGUAUUUGUAUGGGGAACAGCGACAAUCCCGCAACAACCCCCCCCCAUGUCCUCAAGUUCGCAUAGCCAAUUAUUCAGCUCCCUUACUUUUGGUAUCUUGUCAUCCCUGGGAGCCCGCCGAUGAAAAUAAGCGCACAAUCAACCGAUAGAUUCGCCGCCCAGAGGAUCCCAGACUGAAAAAAAGAGGAAACAACCAGUGAAGGUCAAGCCAACAUGGCUCCCUCCAAGACCCCCAGUCCAGCGCCCCCCCAAGCCAGCGCGCGACCGUCCCUCGAGCAGAACCUCAACCCCGACUUCACCGACCCGUCCUUCGAUCCCGCCGAAUACCUCAACAAUGCACUCCCUGCCCUGACGCUGGCGUCUUCGCAGUCGACCAACAGCAGCAGCAAUCCCCGAGGGGCGACCGCCGGCUUGCCCGAGAUGUCCACUCAAAUCCAGUCCGUUCUCUCGCAGAUCAGCGCGCACAAUGUCCGGCAUUCGAGCAUGCUCACGCGAUUGACCGAUGAGAUCCUACGGGGCGGCAGUCGGUUGGCCUACGAGGUGGAGGUGCUGCGCGGCGAGACGAUCGCGUUGUCGGAUACGCUUGCGGAGGCCCUACGUGGGGAUAUCGCUAAGUUUGUUCCGGAGGGCCACCCGGAGGGGGUGGAUGGGGGUCAGAAGGGGCUGGAUGAUAAGGGGGAGGGCCACGAUCGUGACUCCGAAGCUGUCAAUGUCGGAGCGGGGGAUGUGGAUGGCAAGGCCGAGGAGACAGAAGCAGAGGCAGAAGCUGCUACGAUACAGGACCCGGAGUUCAUUACGAAGUUACGUAUGCUGAAUCAGGUGCGGGCUCGGUUGGAGGAGGUCGUGCAGACGUUCGGGGACGCGAUGGAGUGGCCCAUCCCGCCGUCGGAGACCUCCCUGGCUUCGUCGUUCAUCUCAGUGUCGGCGCCAGAGGCCGGGCCGGAGAAUCAAAGUCGGGAGGAAAAGGGGCAGGAGGCGGCCAGGCGACUGCGGGCGGAGGUGACGGGCCUUCUGGAGAGCAAUGGUGGCGGUCUGGAGGGGGUGGAGGCUGCGUCGCGCCGGGUCGAGGCGCUGCGGACGUUGGCGUUGGUCUGGAAGGGGACGGCCGAGGAGAAGGCUCGGACUCGCGCGGUGGACAGCCUGGCGAAAAUCGUUGAGGAUCGUCGCAGAGCUCUGGAGAGCCAGAGCCGAGCGGACUCGUCGCAGCAAGCUUCUGGCGCCUCUACCAAAGCACAGUCGGCGGGCCACCGACGGCAGGAGAGCGAAGGCCCGGCCGGUGGCAUCUUCCGCAACUUGCAGCGGUUACGAGAGGAGAUCUAUCUUGAAUGAGAUGCACUCGGUCUGUUGCAUGUCACUGGUGCGGAGAUUCUUGGAAUGGAUAUCUAUCUCAGCUGUCCAUUGUCCCUCUUCCAUGUUGGGAAAGGGAGGGGUAAGACUCGACUCGGGAAUGCUGCUGCUUGCACGGGAGACUGUGUGAUAGGGCGGCGGAUGGUCCCUCUUCAGGCUUGCGCCAUUUGAAGGCUUGGUAGCUCUUAGCGUCCCGUGCAGAGAAAGGCUUAAGUUCCCCAGCAUUGCGCAUUUGCUGC